AUGGCGAGUGACGUCAGCGAGCCGCCUGUGUUCUGUGGGGAGAGACCCGCCGAGCCGCCAUAUUACAGUGCGAGUGAGCAGCGAGAGCUCAUUACCAUCGGAGAGCAGCAGCGCGAGAUUUUUCUUUUUUUGGGCGUGGGGGUUGUCAGGUCUGCCCCAGCAGCAGGAGAGGGGGGAGCCCCCGCGGGACCCACCCCGCCCCCAAAUCUGACCAGCAACCGCAGACUGCAGCAGACCCAAGCACAGGUCGAUGAGGUGGUGGACAUCAUGCGUGUCAAUGUGGACAAGGUCCUGGAGAGGGACCAGAAGCUAUCCGAGCUGGACGACCGGGCAGACGCACUGCAGGCCGGAGCCUCCCAGUUUGAAACCAGUGCCGCCAAACUCAAGAACAAGUACUGGUGGAAGAAUAUGAAGAUGAUGAUUAUCCUGGGAGUGAUAUGUGCAAUCGUUCUCAUCAUUAUAAUUGUGUACUUCAGCACCUAAAGGUGGCGCCAUCCCCAAUGGCAAACUGGUUGAGAAUUCGGCAAGGAGAGCCACAGGACCAGCGUCACACUGACACUGCGAGCCAAAUCUUCCAGCUCCUAGACCGUGUGUGUGUGUGUGUGUGUGUUUGUGAGUGAGUGUGCGUGUGUCUGUCCUGUAAAUAGCCUGGUUAUUUAUUAUUACAAUGAUAUAAUAUAUAUUUUUGUCCUUUGUAGAGAAUUGUUUAGAAUGUUUUAAUGGUGUGUAUUUAUUUCCAUAUCAAUAACUGCCUAUAUCUAGCUCUGUCUUAUCAAUUGUAAAAGAGAAAUACAUAUUUGCACAUUUUUAUAGUAGAAAUGUUAGGAUUUAUUUAUUUUACUUACCUUUGUUAUUUUCAUGUUUCUAUGGCGCUAAUCAAUUGAACCGCUAGACUUGUAGACAUUCCUAGAAGAUGCCAUCGCACCAGAUCUGCCUGAAUUCUUACAUGCAGAGCCUGGAGCAUGGGAUGAAGAGUUGCCAUGGAGAGCUAAAUAACAGGGCAUUAUCACACAGGCUCAGGGGUCUGGCAGUUAAAGAAAGGGGCUUGAUCCCAGGAGGUUCAAAUCCCAGCUCAGCCACCGACUCGCUGCGUGUGAGACCCUGAGCAAGUCACUGGUACGGCAUCCUUAGGAUGAGAUGCAGAACAAACAAGGUCCUAUUGGAAGUGACUCGGCAGCAGCAGUAGCGAUGCGUAAUUCACUUACAAUAGGACCUCAGUUUGAUAUCUCGUCCAAAGGAUAGAGCACAGACGAGGUACACCAUGAAAAUAGCAAAUAUUUAUGUCUCUCUUUCAAUGUUUUUUUGUAUUUUUAUGUAGCAGAGGACCAAUGUUUUAAAUGUUCUAAUUUUCUUGUGGUUGUAUAAUUCUGUAACAUUCCUUGAAAGCGGUGUGUAUGCUUUAUAUAUAUCUAUACCGUAUAUAAAUAUAUACCAAGACACCCUGGAGAUUAAACAGGACAGACGACGUCAAUGCUAAUAACUAAAAACAUUCUAAAUAUCAAACCUGUAUCAAAUGAAACGUAAAUUACCCUAAAAAGACUUUGUUCCUUCUACUCCCGCAACUAAUAACGACACACGCGUUUACAAAUAGGGUAGCUCUGUAAGAAACACGUGUAUAUGGGCUAGAUAUUAAUAGAAAAUGAAAGUAAACACUGUAGAAUUAAAUAAAUACAUUCCGCUCCACAGCUUUCUAGAAAAAAAAUGUUAUGCUCUGGGGAACAAUGGACCGAAUCUUAUUAUUAUUGUUAUUGCUAGCUGCAGGGUUGCUGGUGCAGAAUUAUUUUAAACUGCUGUCGAAUUGUAGACUUUCUUUUUUUCCAUGGUUAAUUGGAGGGUUUAUCCAGGAUAAAGAGAAAUGUUAUUUUCUUAAGCAGUUUGUCAUGUUAGAAUAUUGAAAAAUAUUAUUUUAUAUAUAUAUAUAUAUGCCCCAAAAUUAAACUCGGUCGUUUCAAAACGAUUUGUCUAAAGAGUUUGAUUAAUUUUUUUAGCUGGGGGAGGGGGGUGUGCGUACAGACGGCAAUAGUUGAAUUUGUAAUCAGUGAUGUAUUUAUCGAAUAAUGUAAUUUAUGUUUAUUGAGACAACUUGUAGUUCACUAUAUUUCUGCCCCUGCUAAAAAGUUAAUAGAAUUCUGGCACUCAAAAAACUAGAAGAAACUCCAUCAAAGUGCAUUAUGGAAGUUGGAGUCCCGGUCUGAAUGUAUUUUGCAGACGCGAUUUUAAAACGGCUGCCGUAGUUCCUGCCCCUUCAAAUACUGAUUUAAUGUUACAUGCAUACAUAAACAUACCAUGAAAACCUGAGCUCAAUUCAUAAUUUGUUGUUUUUCUGAAAAGCUGUGGCCAUUUCUGCAAGAUACUUGGGUGAGGAGAAUCUGUAUUUAAUCUCAACACAAGAACGACCGAAUUUAUAAAACUCAACGUGUCCUAUUAUUACACGUGUAGACCGGAGGCACUCAAAUCCGAACAGCGGAUAUGAAAACGCAGAAAUAGAGUAAACAAAAUCAUAUGAGGAAAAGCACAAAUUAUUUUCAGAAGACAUGAAAACGAAAUCAAAUCGCGUGUGUCUGUGAUGUUUCGACCCUUGGUUAAUAAAAUACACACGCACCCAAAAAGAAAAAAAAUAGGUUUCAAACGUUUUUUGUGAUGUCGUGAUGUGAUUGGGGGGGGGUAAUAGAAGCGCUUGUGGGUCCUUGCCAUCUCAGGGGACAGUGACUUCAGGCCAUAGGGUCUUUACUUUGUCCAACCAGGCACCCUUAAAGUUAACCAAACAAAGGACUUUAAAGGUUUGUUGUUUUUUUUAAAGGGCGGGGGGGGGGGGGGUU
Messenger RNA from Polyodon spathula (Mississippi paddlefish), 2819 nucleotides. Its product is annotated as vesicle-associated membrane protein 2-like. Gene Ontology annotation, molecular function: syntaxin-1 binding; SNAP receptor activity. The transcript has 6 exons. Gene Ontology annotation, biological process: SNARE complex assembly; vesicle-mediated transport; vesicle fusion. Lineage: Eukaryota; Metazoa; Chordata; Actinopteri; Acipenseriformes; Polyodontidae. The coding region runs from base 1 to 483 and encodes 160 amino acids. The record is from RefSeq and is a predicted model, not a curated record. Gene Ontology annotation, cellular component: SNARE complex; plasma membrane.